AAAUAUAUGCUUCUACUCUCGAGUCUCUACUAGCAAUUGCUUUUUUGGGACUGCUGUUUUUAGCCCCAGACACAAAAUACACAGCUGGAUUUAUACUGCAAAAUUCAAACAAAAUAAUCAAAUUUUGAGAUUUUUUUCUUCAAAAUCUUUGCUAUUCCAGAAUGGUAAAAGGGACAAUGCAACUAUGGCUACGUGCAAUAAUAACUUUGCUUAUAUUGAUUAUUACUGAAGGGCACCCAGUUGAUAUUACUUAUCUACAGAGUGCAGUAGCUAAAGGAGCUGUAUGUUUGGAUGGGAGUCCGCCAGCAUACCAUUUUGAUAAAGGAUUUGGAGCAGGAGCUAACAACUGGUUUAUCCAACUUGAGGGAGGAGCAUGGUGCAACAACGCCACGACUUGCCUUGCCCGUGCAAAAACACGAUUGGGAUCAUCUAAACUCAUGGCAAAGACAGUGUCUUUUUCCGGGAUUUUGAGCAACAAGGCUAAGUUUAAUCCAGACUUUUACAACUGGAACAGAAUUAGAAUUAGAUAUUGUGAUGGAGCAUCCUUUACUGGUGAUGUUCAAGCAGUCGAUCCGAAAACAAAGGUAUACUACAGAGGAGCCAGGAUUUUUUCAGCUGUUAUGGAGGAUUUCUUGGCAAAAGGAAUGAAGAACGCUCAGAAUGCUUUUCUGGCGGGAUGUUCGGCUGGUAGUUUGGCUGCAAUUCUACAUUGUGACAGAUUUAAAAGUCUCCUGCCACCGGGCGCUAAAGUUAAAUGUCUUUCCGAUGCUGGUUUCUUUAUCAAUGCGAAGACUGUUGCAGGUACCUCUCAUAUCGAACAGUACUACGGUGAAGUUGUCAACACACAUGGUUCCGCGAAGAAUUUGCCUCAAUCGUGUACCUCGAGACUGAAACCGGGAUUGUGUUUUUUCCCACAAAAUGUUGCGCAACAAAUCAAGACACCACUUUUCCUAGUAAAUGCAGCCUAUGAUUCCUGGCAGAUAAAGAAUAUUUUGGCUCCUGGCGUUGCUGAUCCUCAUGGAACUUGGCACAACUGCAAGCUUGACAUAUUGAAAUGCUCUUCUGCUCAGCUCCAAACCAUACAAGCUUUUAGGUUGGAGUUCUUAAAAGCAUUGAAUUCACUUGGCCCAUCCUCGACAAGAGGGUAUUACAUCAAUUCCUGUUAUGCACAUUGUCAAACUGGAACACAAGAGACAUGGCUAAGGGACGACUCGCCAAUAUUGGCUGGCACGACAAUUGCCAAAGCAGUUGGGGACUGGUAUUAUGAUAGAAAACAAUUCCAAGAGAUUGACUGUCCUUACCCCUGCAACAAGACCUGCAAGAACCGGAAGUUUGAAUCUCGUCAGAUAAUAUAGAUGACUGAUGAAUGUUUUUCUGUGAGAUUGUUAUACAGAGACUUCCAGAUUUUCCAAAAGUGAGAAAGAGAAAAUAUGGAAUUAAAGAAAGUGUGUAUCAAGUAUGUUACAAUAAAGUGUGUAUCAAGUAUGUUACAAUAAGGGAAAGCCAACACUGCGCAGAAUUGUGUGCUUUGGUUUCCCAGGAGAAACUGUUUUGUAUCAUAUUUUUUAGGUUAGAUUUUAUGUAUCUUGUUAUAAUUUAAAAGUCAAUAAUAAGCUUUAUUGCAGUGCUAA
Lycium barbarum (goji berry) is the source of this 1631-nucleotide messenger RNA. Its product is annotated as pectin acetylesterase 8-like. The record is from RefSeq and is a predicted model, not a curated record. Bases 162 to 1355 code for a protein of 397 amino acids. The transcript has 13 exons. Lineage: Eukaryota; Viridiplantae; Streptophyta; Magnoliopsida; Solanales; Solanaceae. Gene Ontology annotation, biological process: cell wall organization. Gene Ontology annotation, cellular component: plant-type cell wall. Gene Ontology annotation, molecular function: pectin acetylesterase activity.